This is a messenger RNA of Babesia bigemina, 3093 nucleotides long. Its product is annotated as ubiquitin-activating enzyme E1, putative. Lineage: Eukaryota; Apicomplexa; Aconoidasida; Piroplasmida; Babesiidae. Bases 1 to 3093 code for a protein of 1030 amino acids. The transcript is spliced from 8 exons. Gene Ontology annotation, biological process: protein sumoylation. Gene Ontology annotation, molecular function: SUMO activating enzyme activity. Gene Ontology annotation, cellular component: SUMO activating enzyme complex; cytoplasm. The record is from RefSeq and is a predicted model, not a curated record.
AUGGAUCUCGACGGCCAAAACACCGGCAUCGAUACUGACCUCUACUCGAGGCAGAUCGGUACCUUCGGGAUCGAGAUGAUGGGCAAGCUCCAAAAACUGAAGGUCCUCAUCAUCGGCGCCAAGGGUGUCGGUACGGAAAUAGCCAAAAAUCUCGCCCUGAUGGGAGUCGACACCAUAUGCCUGCACGAUGACGACACCGUGAAGAGACAGGACCUCGGCGUGAACUUUUUCCUGCGGUCGGCGGACGUCGGAGUGAAGGUGGUCAGCGAGGUCUGUCUGCGCCACCUCCAGGACCUUAACGGCAACGUAAACGUCAUCGCCCAUCGUGGGGAGAUAACAGAGGAGGUUAUUGUCCAGUACGACGUUGUGGUCUGCUGCGACCAGAAGCUGGACAUGCUGAUGAAAGUCAGCGGAUCGUGCCGCAACAACAGGCUCAACAAGCGUAUCGGGUUCAUAUCGGCCGACACUUUCGGCAUGGUGGGAGCGAUAUUCGUAGACUUUGGCAACAACUUCGUCUGCGUCGACCCCUCGGGCAAGGAUACCAUCACCGCUAUCGUAUCCGGCAUCUCCAGCGAGGAGAAGGGGGUUGUGUACAUCCACACCGAAGGCAGCAUGCCAUUCCAGAGCGGGGACGUGGUGACCUUCUCCGAGGUCGAGGGCAUGGAGGAGCUCAACUCCAUGGGCCCCGUGGAAAUCACCGUCAAGGACAAAGAUUCCUUCACCAUCGGUGAUACGCGUGGCUUCAAACCUUAUAUCUCCGGGGGUAUCGUGAAGGAAAUACGCAGGCCCAAGCAGAUCAACUUCAUCAGUUUCGAGGAGGCGAUGACUAACCCCUCGAAGAACAACUGCAUGCUGACCAUGGACUACAGCCUUUUCGGAAGAGCCGAGCAGCUCCACUGGAUCAGCAUGGCAUAUCGCAUGUGUGGAAACGAUGUAAACUCUGUAAAGGCCUCGGCGCAGAACCUGAACGCGAAGGCGCAGUCCUCGGCAGUUGAGCAAAUCGACGAAAAGGUUUUGUCUAAUUUCGUGAGAUUCGCGCACCUGAGGAUUUCGCCGCUGUGCUCGUUCGUCGGAGGUGUGGUUGCCCACGAAGUUAUCAAGUUCACCGGCAAGUACCACCCCAUCGACCAGUGGCUCUACUGCGACUUCACCCUGCCGGAGGAAGUCACAACGGGCAACACGAGCGACGUGGGGUUCGACUCCAGAUACAGCGACCAGAUAGCGAUAUGGGGGCGCGAAGUGCAGAGCAAGAUCCAGAGCGCAAAGAUAUUCACAGUUGGAUCCGGAGCGCUUGGCUGUGAGUUCAUGAAGCACUUCGCCCUGUUAGGGUGCGGAACACAAAAUGGAGGUGUCGUUACGCUCACUGACAAUGACCGCAUCGAGGUCUCCAACAUCAGCAGGCAGUUCCUCUUCAGGAAGAAGCCGCCUGAGAUACACAAACGUUUCCAGAAACACGUUGGACUCCCCAAGUCGAAGGUUGCGGCGAUGGCGGCCAAGGAUAUCAACGAGCACAUGCGCAUAGAGGCGCUUGAGAUUGCAGUUGGGCAGGAAACUGAGGACUACUUCAAUGACAGGUUCUGGGAACACCUCACAGUGGUGGUCAACGCGCUGGACAACGUGAAGGCGAGGCAGUACGUUGACGGGCGGUGCGUGUGGUACGAGAAACCGCUGCUGGAGUCGGGGACGCUUGGCACCAUGGGCAAUGUGCAGGUGAUCAUACCGCACAUCACGCAAUGCUACAGCGAGAGCCAGGACCCACAGGAAACAUCGAUCCCUCUGUGCACACUCAAACACUUCCCGUACCAAGUUGACCACACGAUACAGUGGGCGAGGGAUCUUUUCGAGGGCCUGUUCACCCAACUUGCCCACGACAUGAGGAAGAUACAGAACAACUCCUCGGGUAAGCGUGCUAAGAACAGUGUGACAUCACGAUUCACAGAAAUCGACGACAUACCGGACGACAAGGUGAAGAUGAUUGCACAGCUGGUGAAAAUCACGGAUAACAACGCCAAGGAGGAGCUUCUGCGGAUAGCAGCCCACCUCCUCAACCAGUACUUCGUCAACAACAUCAAGCAGCUGCUGUAUUCGUUCCCGGCGGACCACCUCACCUCAGACGGGCUCAAAUUCUGGAGCCCACCCAAGAGGAUACCGGAGCCACUCGUGUUCAACUCGGAGGAGAAAUAUGUCAACAUGUUCUUGGUUGCAACGUCCAACAUUCUCGGCACGGUCAUUGGCAAGGAUGUGCGUGUAGACGCGAACGACGCUAAAGCGAUGCCGAAGGUGGAGUUCGAGGAGUUCAAGCCCGUAGUGCUCAAACUGUCAAACGACAAACUGAACGUGGAAGUAGAGGCGCCCGCAAACAACGAUAAGAUGCGCGAAGUUUUAAUUGACGAAAUCAGGAGAAGCAACGCCAAAUUCAACUCCGUCGAUUUCGAAAAGGAUGACGAUACAAACUUCCACAUAGAGUUCAUAUGGGCCACCGCGAACAUGCGCUGCCGAAACUAUGACAUAGAGCAGUGUGACCGCAUGAAGGCGAAGCUUAUCGCAGGAAAGAUCAUACCCGCCAUCGCCACGACGACCGCGAUGGUCGCCGGACUAGUCAUGCUGGAGUUCGUGAAGACCAUAUGCUACAAGAAGCUGAAGUUGGAGCACUUCAGGAACUCGUUCUGCUGCCUCGCCACUCCGGUAUGGCUGCAGUCGGAGCCUAUGCCACCCACGACCACCAGCGACAAGGAGUACGACCCUAUUGUAGGCGGAGCUGUUAGGGCGCUGCCGGCGAACUUCACAACCUGGGACAAGGUGCAUCUCAACCUGCCGAACGGCACUGUAAAGGAGAUCAUCGAAGCUAUUCGCGACAAGUUCAACGUGGAAAUCAUCAUUCUCAGCGCAGGGAACAUCUGCAUCUACAACUCGUUCAUGCCCUCGCACCAGCGGGAGCGCCUCAACCAGCCAGUCGCAGAGCUGAUGGAGAAGCUCUCCAAGAAGCCAUUGCCACCGUCUUGUUCUCACCUGGUCAUGGAGGCCAGCUGCACAGAUGACGACGACGUGGACGUCGUCAUCCCGACCAUCAAAUUCUCGUUCAGAAACGCAUAA